ACAAAGAAAAAAAUGAGAAAGCAAGAAUCGGAGGAAGCAAAACUUGAUUUCGAGUCCAAAUCGGAUCACAAUGGCAAUUUGAAAAUCGCACCGAACGACCAAAGUUUCCUCACAAUUCUUGACGACAUCAAAUCUUCAAAAUCUCCGGCUGUUAUUAACUACGGAGCUUCGUGGUGUGGAGUAUGUAGCCAGAUUCUUCCAGCAUUCCAAAAGCUCAGCAACAAUUUUACGCUCAAGUUUGUUUACGCAGAUAUCGACGAGUGCCCUGAAACCACUCGGCACAUCCGUUACACACCCACGUUUCAGUUCUACAGAGACGGUGAAAAAGUAGAUGAGAUGUAUGGAGCUGGUGAAGAGAGGCUCCAUGAUCGUCUUUGGCUUCACUCUUGAGCCUUGACUAUGUUUUGAAACCGAUGACUAUAACGUUGGUAUGUGGUUAAUAAUGACUUUUUUCUUUUCACAUUUAUGUAAUUGGGCCACGUUGGGAGAUCCGGUGACGGCCCAUACAUUUUAUCAACCAUCAAAGACUUUUACCGUAUCCAUUAA
This is a messenger RNA of Capsella rubella, 546 nucleotides long. RefSeq names its product thioredoxin-like 3-3. The record is from RefSeq and is a predicted model, not a curated record. The coding region runs from base 13 to 390 and encodes 125 amino acids. Lineage: Eukaryota; Viridiplantae; Streptophyta; Magnoliopsida; Brassicales; Brassicaceae. The transcript has 3 exons.